UUUCAUACUUCAUAAUAGUGUCGUUGACGUUUGAUAUAAAAUGAAAAAUAUUUAAAAAAAGAUAAACUGAAAAUAUCUUAAAUAUAUUUUAUUAUUCAAGUGAUCUUAAAUAUCAUUAUGUGGUACCAAAGAAGGCUAUUGCCACCGAAAAUAUAGCAUCAUAUAACACAUCCUUACAAAAAGUUGCGUCAUCUCUGCAAUCUUUGCAUACGAAACAUGUACCUAAAUAAUUAAAAAGAAAUAAGUAUGCCUUCUCAUCAGGGUGAAGAAGAAGAUAAACCUUGCAGAGCUUGUAGCGAUUUUAAAUCGUGGAGUAAAAAGACUAAGGUUAAAAUCCAGACUCCAAGUAAACCUGAACCGGCACCAUUGGAAGAUAAAGAAUGUCCUUUAGAUAAGGAGGAAUUAGGCAAAUCCACAUGGGGCUUCCUACACACUAUGGCAUCCUAUUAUCCAGAAAAACCAACUAAAUCUGAAGCUGAAAAAAUGGUUCAAUUCUUUAAUAUUUUCUCCCAAUUCUAUCCAUGUGAGCCUUGUGCACUAGACUUCCAGGAUGACAUAAAAAAAAAUCCACCUAAAACAAAAACCAGAGAGGAGUUAGCAAAAUGGUUGUGUGAUAGACACAAUACAGUCAAUAAGAAGCUUGGCAAACCUAUGUUCGACUGCAGUAAAGUGCAUGAGCGAUGGAAAGAUGGCUGGCUUGAUGGCUCUUGUGAUUAAUAGAAA
Pieris brassicae (large cabbage white) is the source of this 723-nucleotide messenger RNA. It is a transcript of the gene Alr, whose product is annotated as FAD-linked sulfhydryl oxidase ALR. The coding region runs from base 247 to 717 and encodes 156 amino acids. Gene Ontology annotation, cellular component: mitochondrion. Gene Ontology annotation, molecular function: flavin-dependent sulfhydryl oxidase activity; flavin adenine dinucleotide binding. Lineage: Eukaryota; Metazoa; Arthropoda; Insecta; Lepidoptera; Pieridae. The transcript is spliced from 3 exons. The record is from RefSeq and is a predicted model, not a curated record.